CUGUCGCUUUUUUUAGGCCUCCUCGCCAUCUCCACACAUGUACGACCCGCAGUCGGAUCUCCAAUAGCAUCUGCAGCGGAAACAGACCCUGCAUAACCGGCAUUAGGCCCCUCGUCACUCCAUCAAUAUUGAAUUUGAGUCACACGCAUCCGAAGACUUUGGCCAUUUUACCACAUCUCACCACCACCACCUGGCAAAAGCAAUCCCCAAAGAGAAGAAAUGUCUCUGACCAACGCCACACCGCUCGAGGUUGCACAGGCAGCUAGACUCGGGUCCCGGAAACUGGCCGUCCUAUCUACCGACGAGCGGAAUGCGGCCCUGACAGCCAUCCACGAUGCACUGGCGAAUGCCAAGGAUGAAGUACUAGCCGCCAAUGUUCAGGACCUCGAGGCUGCCAACAAAGCUGCAGCAGGAGGCACGCUCAGCGCGAGCUUGGUAAAGAGGUUGGAUCUGGGAAAGCCAGGCAAAUAUGAGGAUAUGCUCCAGGGCAUACUGGAUGUGCGAGACUUGGAAGACCCCAUCAACAAGACAACUGCGAAGACACUGCUUGACGACAAUUUGGUCCUGUCGCGAAUCACGUGUCCAAUUGGCGUACUGCUCAUCAUCUUCGAAGCACGACCCGAAGUCAUUGCCAACAUUUCCGCGCUUGCAAUUAAGUCUGGAAAUGCCGCCAUUCUCAAAGGUGGCCGCGAAUCCAGCAACAGCUUCGCAGCAAUUGCAUCCAUCAUCUCAAAGGCCUUGGCGUCAACUGCAGUACCAUCAGACUGUCUCCAACUAGUUCAGACCCAUGAUGUUAUUGCCGACCUCCUCAAACAAGACACCUACAUCGACCUAUGUAUUCCCCGUGGCGGCAACAAACUAGUUCGCUAUGUCAAAGACACGACCACGAUCCCGGUUCUCGGCCACGCUGACGGCAUAUGCUCCACCUAUCUAUGCUCAGACUACCCUGCAGACAAAGCUACCAAAAUCAUCCUUGAUGCAAAGACGAGUUAUCCUGCAGGUUGCAAUGCACUUGAACAACUUCUUGUAGAGGAAGGAGCCCUCAGCACCAGUCUGCCCAUCAUUGCAGAAGCACUUUUACAAAAGGGCGUCUCUCUUCGUUGCGACAAUGCGUCACUGGUCGCACUCAAAGGCAAAUUAGAUCCCCACUCGGCAGCGCUACUGCAAGAAGCAGGACCAGAAGACUACGAUACCGAGUUUCUGGACUACAUUCUUGCCAUCAAGACCGUCUCAAAUGUUGAAGAAGCUGUUUCUCACAUCAAUACACACGGAUCUCACCAUACCGACGCUAUCUUGACUACAUCAGAAGCCACGGCCAAAUCUUUUCUUGCAGCCGUGGACUCGUCUAGCGUAUACUGGAAUACGUCUACGCGCAUGGCUGAUGGGCAGAGAUAUGGAUUUGGGACUGAAGUCGGCAUCAGCACGAACAAGAUCCACUCGCGAGGGCCUGUCGGGUUAGAAGGCCUGACGAUAUACAAAUGGGUAAUUGUAGGCGAUGCACAGGUGAGCGCCGAGUACGGGGCUGGAGGCAGGCAGUGGAAACACCAGCGCCUACCUGUCGGUGACGAGGAGAGCAUUGCGCAAAACGAAGAAGAGAGGGAGAUUUUGAGGAAGUUUAGGGCGAGUAAGGCAUGAGAUACACGUAGCCACUACUCUGUUGUAGUGUACGUACCUGAAUCAAGUAGUAAUCACGUGAUUACGUAGUAACUGCACCAUUAAGAUUACAUACUACAUUCCAAACUCUUGGCUCUCCAUAUCUAUCAAGAUAAAGCAGCGAUACCGAAGAUCGACGAUCCCGGGCCUC
Molecule: messenger RNA, 1804 nt
Organism: Bipolaris sorokiniana ND90Pr
Lineage: Eukaryota; Fungi; Ascomycota; Dothideomycetes; Pleosporales; Pleosporaceae
Exons: 1
Coding region: 220-1635 (471 amino acids)
Molecular function (GO): glutamate-5-semialdehyde dehydrogenase (NADP+) activity; NADP binding
Source: RefSeq, a predicted model, not a curated record